Molecule: messenger RNA, 1155 nt
Organism: Mugil cephalus (flathead mullet)
Lineage: Eukaryota; Metazoa; Chordata; Actinopteri; Mugiliformes; Mugilidae
Gene: apnl
Product: actinoporin-like protein
Exons: 3
Coding region: 191-751 (186 amino acids)
Biological process (GO): cytolysis in another organism; monoatomic cation transport; pore complex assembly
Cellular component (GO): pore complex
Molecular function (GO): channel activity
Source: RefSeq, a predicted model, not a curated record
AAGAAAGGUGUGUCCUUUCUGACCGAGGUUGUGUUUCAAAAGGGAGGGUUUACGGAAUGAUAGCCCGCAUCCUUGUUUAAAAAAAAAAAAAAAAUUGUACCACCACCUCCCUUUCAGGUAACUUCUUCCAUUCGGAGACUUGCACACGAACAGAAGUUUCUGAGCAGGCAGAUCUCACGACCACUGCAACAUGACAGAGUCAGCCGAAGCUGUGGCAGCCGACGUGAACAGCAGGAGAAGUGUGACCAUUGAAAUCACCAACGUCACCAACGGCUACUGCCUCAUCAACCCCAGGGUGUACAUUGAGAAUGGGGAGACAUACAACCCACCCCAACCUACAGUACGCCCCCUAAAGACAGAAGUUUGCACUUUCACCAAAUCAAGUGCCAAAGCAACCGGCAGCGUUGGCGUACUGACCUAUGACCUCUUCGAGAGGUCGCGCAACGACCACGCUGAGACGCUGGCCAUCAUGUUCUCAGUUCCCUGGGACUACAACUUGUACAAGAACUGGUUUGCAGUGGGCAUCUACCAAAGGGGCCGCAACUGUGAUAAGGCUUUGUACAAAGAAAUGUACUACGAGAAGAAUCAGCAGGAGCACGGGUUUGUCAGGGAGGAAGCCGUCGGGUCGGGAAUCAAUUACGUGGGCAACUCCCUUGAUAUCAAGGCCACCAUGUGUCCAAUGGGCAACGCCAUCAUGAAGGUGGAGGUGUGGGAUAAGCUUUUCACAUCCAUGGGCCAGCAGGCAUACUAGCGACCCGUAUUUCUGUCAUGUGUUUUGACAGCCGAAUUCAUCACUCCACCUCAGGCUUUUACCUGCCAGACUCCUUCUAAUACAGUGUGCAUGCAUGAUUUAACAGACGUAUUGUUGCUGACAUGUGUCUGUAUACCUGGCUAUUACCCUACAGUAAAUCUGCUUAAGAGCCGAGUUGAGUUUGUUUAUAAAUCCGGGUGGCAAUAUCCCAUCUUUAUAACCAAAGCCCAUAUCUGUUUCAAUGGCAUUCGGUUUUUAAAAUGGAAUCUUUAGAAAUGGAAAUCAAAGAAUAACUCAGUCGAGGAUGAGGGCACAUGGCUUAAUAAAAUACACAGAGCGCAAGUCUGUAUUUGCCUUGACACUGUAUUCUGAUGAAUGAAAUAAACAUUUUUUUUUUCUCUGGA